AUGGCAGUGGUCCAUCACACAGGGAAGCAUGUGGGUUUUCCCCGAGGGCUCUUGCCCAACAGGUUGGUGUUCUCUCAAGACAUUGAAGAGGUUGGCGAAAUCUGCUUGGAUGCGUUCCAUGUGGUGUGCAUUGAGCAAAAGUUUUCCAUGACCAUUAUCCUUUCAGAAUCAGCAGAGGCAAGCUUCAAACGUGCUUUGAGCCACAGCUAUUUGCAAGAAGUGCGAGCCGGUUUGGGUGCCAUGGACGUUCGGGGUGCCAAAGCCACGUCUACAGCGGACGAAGAUCUGAUCAAACGGCUCAUCUUGAAGCUGGGCAAGGCUUAG
Cladocopium goreaui is the source of this 324-nucleotide messenger RNA. The record is from the annotation of a GenBank genome assembly. NCBI's taxonomy places the organism in Eukaryota, Dinophyceae, Suessiales, Symbiodiniaceae.